GUCAAAUGUCAAAGUCAUCUGUUUUCAUUCUUUCGUUAUUUUCAUUUGCAGCAUAAAAUAUUAGCAAAAUGACUUCACCACUCGAACUACUCGAGAAUAAAAAUGAUAGAAUUCCAACAUUUUUGAACGAUAAAUGGAAUCCUAUGUUGGGUCUUGCUAUGGGAUUUGGUGCUGCAUGCUAUAUGAAUUUUGCUUUAAGAGUACCAGUAUUCUCAGGUAUACAACGGCAUGUUAGUUUUGCUCUGAUUGGAGGUCUUCUAGGAAAAUAUUUUGAUGGUAAAAGAAAUGAUUAUCUAGCAGAAAGAGAUGCUGUAUUACGCCAUUAUGUUCAAUUACAUCCAGAAGAUUUUCCAACUCCCGAAAGAAAAAAAUUCGCCGAUGUUCUUCAUCAAUGGGCUCCAAUUCGUUAAAUAAAAAAUUAAUUAUAAAUAAAUGUAUAUUUUCACAAAAAAAUUUGUUCACCAUCAUACUAUAAAUAAAUUGUUGAAAAAUAGCUAUAUUAAGUAGUUAAAAUGGAAAAUGAAAAUAAAUGGAAUAAAAAAUUUCA
Messenger RNA from Condylostylus longicornis, 547 nucleotides. RefSeq names its product NADH dehydrogenase [ubiquinone] 1 subunit C2 (gene ND-B14.5B). Gene Ontology annotation, biological process: mitochondrial electron transport, NADH to ubiquinone. Gene Ontology annotation, cellular component: mitochondrial inner membrane. The transcript is spliced from 5 exons. Lineage: Eukaryota; Metazoa; Arthropoda; Insecta; Diptera; Dolichopodidae. Bases 69 to 410 code for a protein of 113 amino acids. The record is from RefSeq and is a predicted model, not a curated record.